AUGGUCGCUUCGAACAUUGCACGCAAAGGAAUGGGUCGAAUUCUAGAUGGAAUUAUUAAAUAUCGUCAAACAUUACGACCUGCACUUUUAGAAGAAUUUCAAAAAGUCGCUACAGGUCCAUCGCCUGAAGGUCUUCUCUUAACUUGCGUGGAUAGUCGAGUUGUUGCCUCGCGUAUCACUCAAGCUGUGCCCGGUCAAUUGUUUAUCGUUCGAAAUCCGGGUACUGCAAUUUAG
Molecule: messenger RNA, 234 nt
Organism: Adineta ricciae
Lineage: Eukaryota; Metazoa; Rotifera; Eurotatoria; Adinetida; Adinetidae
Source: the annotation of a GenBank genome assembly